Messenger RNA from Podarcis raffonei (Aeolian wall lizard), 3764 nucleotides. RefSeq names its product R3H domain containing 2 (gene R3HDM2). Gene Ontology annotation, molecular function: nucleic acid binding. The transcript is spliced from 25 exons. The record is from RefSeq and is a predicted model, not a curated record. The coding region runs from base 98 to 3289 and encodes 1063 amino acids. Lineage: Eukaryota; Metazoa; Chordata; Lepidosauria; Squamata; Lacertidae.
UGGCAAUGAGGUCCUUGUUGAGAAGGGGAAAUAGAUGACCUACUCAGUGUGCAGCUUCCACUGGGGUGUCCAUCACUAACACUAUACUGUGCUGAAGAUGUCUAACAGCAACACAACACAGGAGACACUGGAGAUAAUGAAAGAAUUGGAAAAGAAAGUGGUUGAGGAAUCUGUGAACAAAAACAAAUUUGUAUCCAGGUCACCAAGCAAAGAGGAAGUUGAGAAGGAUGGGGAGGAGAGUAGUACACGGCAAGAAUCACAGAGGCGGACCUCCAAUCAUGGGCAUGCUAGAAAAAGAGCCAAGUCAAAUUCAAAGCUGAAGCUAGUCAGGAGCCUGGCUGUAUGUGAAGAGUCUUCUAGCCCCUUUGUGGAUGGGACAUUGGAUACCCAGGAUAUCAUACAGUUGCACGUCAGCUGUCCCUCUGACAAGGAAGAUGACAAGUCUGCAAAAGAUGGCCCUGAAAAAGAAGAAAAAGAGAAAAAUAAGGAGAAGGCACCCAAGAAAAUGCUAUCUAGAGAUUCCAGCCAGGAAUACACAGACUCCACUGGAAUAGAUUUGCAUGAAUUUUUAGUGAGUACACUGAAGAAAAACCCAAGGGACAGAAUGAUGCUGCUAAAAUUGGAACAGGAGAUUCUGGAAUUUAUUAACGAUAACAACAAUCAAUUCAAGAAGUUUCCCCAAAUGACCUCAUACCACAGAAUGCUUCUACACCGGGUUGCUGCCUAUUUUGGCAUGGACCACAACGUAGACCAAACUGGGAAAGCCGUCAUUAUCAACAAGACCAGUAACACAAGAAUCCCUGAACAAAGGUUCUCUGACCACAUCAAAGAUGAGAAGAGCUCUGAGUUUCCGCAGAGGUUUAUCCUCAAACGAGAUGACGCCAGCAUUGAUCGAGAUGAUAAUCAGAUCAGAAUCCCACUGCAAGAUGGACGGAGGAGUAAAUCCAUAGAGGAGCGAGAGGAGGAGUAUCAAAGGGUUAGAGAACGCAUAUUUGCACGAGAGUCUGGCCAGAACGGAUUCCUGAACGACAGCAGACUCUCCAAAGAAGGCUUUUCUUCUAGCUCUCACAAAAGGCGGCAGAUCUUUAGGGGUAACCGGGAUGGGCUCAGCCGGGCCUCGGGCAGCCGCCAGAGCAGCACCGAGAGCGAUCUGAAGUCACUUGAGCCCAGGCCUUGGAGCAGCACAGACUCAGAUGGCUCUACCCGCAAUCUACGUCCUCCUGUCACCAAAGCUAGCAGCUUUAGCGGCAUUUCCAUUUUGACACGAGGAGACAGCAUCGGUGGCAUCGGCAAAGGAAGCAGUGCCAGCAGGACUAUCAGGCCAGGUCUGUCACUAAGUACCCCAGAAGCCUGCAGCCAAGUCUCCUCUGCUCAGCCUGGCCAAGGACUCUUGCCAUGCGCUGCUCAGCAGCAACAGCAACCACUUCCACCCACACCCCAGCAACAGCCAUCAAUGAGUAAUCACAUCAUAUCACAGCCAGUCCCAGCUCUGCAGCCCUCUCCACAGCCUGUUCAGUACUCUCCAAGCUCCUGCCCCCAAGUCCUCCUGCCAGUCUCUCCACCCCAGCAGUACAAUAUGGCUGAUGAGCUCAGCAACCAUUUUGGGCAGAUCAGCCUCAGCCGCCAGGGUUCCACAGAAGCACCAGAUCCGUCCUCAUCCAUGUUCCAGCCGCCAAUCAUGUCUCAGCAUCCUCAGCAGACGGGAUUCAUCAUGGCUUCUCCUGGGCAGCCAAUCACAGCCUCCACCUACUCUGCCUCGGGACACACAGCCCCAGCCCAGCAGGUUCUGCAGCCCCAGAGCUAUAUGCAGCCCCCGCAGCAAAUUCAGGUUUCUUACUACCCACCCGGGCAGUACCCAAACUCUAGCCAGCAAUACCGACCUCUCUCUCACCCGGUGGCCUACAGCCCCCAGCGCAGCCAACAGCUGCCUCAGCAGUCGCAGCAACCUGGUUUACAGCCAAUCAUGUCCAGCCAGCAGCAGACGUACCAAGGUAUGAUAGGAAUGCAACAAUCACAGGGCCAGAGCCUCCUCAGCAACCAGCGCAGCAACAUGGGUGGCCAGAUGCAAAGCAUGAUGGGUGUGCAGCAGUCUCAGAGCCAGAGCCUCCUUAGCAACCAGCGAGGAAAUAUGGGCAGUCAGAUGCAAGGCCUGAUGACCCAGUACACUUCACUGCCUUCAUAUCAACAGGUUCCAGUGGCUAAUGAGUCUCAGGGCGUGGUCCAACAGCCCUUUCAGCAGCCUGUGCUGAUGCCAGCAAACCAGUCUGUACAAGGAGGACUACAAGCAGGGGGGAUGCCAGUUUAUUACAGUGUUAUCCCGCCAGCCCAGCAGAAUGGCACCAGCCCUUCGGUUGGUUUCCUGCAGCCUCAUGGGGCAGAGCAGUAUCAGAUGCCGCAAUCUCCUUCGCCCUGCAGCCCACCACAGAUGCAGCAGCAGUAUUCAGGGGUGUCUCCCGCAGGACCUGGUGUUGUGGUUAUGCAGCUCAAUGUGCCCAAUGCCCCUCAGCCUCCCCAGAAUCCUUCAAUGGUGCAAUGGAACCACUGCAAGUACUACAGUUUGGACCAGCGAGGGCAGAAGCCUGGAGACAUCUACAACCCAGACACCAGCGCUCAGGCCAACAGCACCCAGCUGAACAGUCCCAUCACAUCCCCCACACAGUCACCUACACCUUCACCUGUCACUAGUCUCAACAGCGUUUGCACCGGACUCAGCCCCCUCCCAGUCCUUACACAGUUCCCCCGGCCUGUGGGCCCAGCACAAGGUGAUGGCCGCUAUUCCUUGCUGGGCCAGCCACUGCAAUACAAUCUCUCCAUCUGCCCCCCACCUCUGUUGCACAACCAGUCCAGCUAUACAGCACACCAGGGACAAACAGGGAUGAAGCAUGGCAAUCGAAGCAAGAAACAGGCUCUCAAGUCUGCAUCCACGGACCUCGGAACAAGUGAUGUAGUGUUGGGCCGCAUACUGGAAGUGACUGAUCUACCUGAGGGCAUCACGCGCACAGAGGCCGACAAGCUCUUCACUCAACUUGCCAUGUCUGGUGCCAAAAUCCAGUGGCUCAAAGAGACUCAGGGGCGUCCCAGAGGCGGAGGCGACAACAACCAUGGAACUACAGAGAACGGCAGGCAUUCUGACCUUGCUGCCUUAUACACCAUUGUGGCCGUCUUCCCCAGCCCUUUGGCAGCGCAGAAUGCCUCCCUGCGUCUCAACAACUCACUUAGCUGCUUCAAGUUGCGUAUGGCCAAAAAGAACUACGACCUGCGUGUGCUGGAGCGUGCCAGCUCCCAAUAGGGGCAGGCGGAGGGGGGGCGGGGAGGGGGCAACAAGCACACUGGACUGGCCUCUCAGGCCUCCUUGGCUGCCCUCUUCUGCCCUCCCCCACCACCCUCCUCCUUUUAUCCCACAUGCACCUCCUCCCCUUUUUAUUUUUGGUGGGGGAGGGGGGAAUCUUUCUGGAGAUAUUUAUAUGGACAGAAUGAAGAGAGAGACAUUGAUUUUUUUUGCUUUGUUUUGGGGGUUUCUGUUUUUUAUUAUUUUAUUUUUAUUUUUUUUGCGUGAAAGAACAUGUCCCACCCCUCAACCCCUCUCCGGAACACGUGUAUAUUGUUUUCGUUCAGCGUUGUGCCGCGGUACGGAGCCGUAUUUAAUUGCACAUACAGAUGUUGGCUGGGUAUGUUCACUGUACAUUUUAUUUAAUCUGGGUUUAUUAUUAAUAAUAUUAUUAUUUGGUUUUUAAAUAUAAAAAAAAAUCGUCUGUCACUUUAAA